AUGAAACAUCCUACUGAAUCUCAAAAGGCUAUCAUAGACUUUCCUUAUAUUCCUGGAAGUACGGUAAAGGUGGUAGCAGGUCCUGGUUCUGGGAAAACGUACACGCUCUUAUGCAAAAUACGAGAGCUAAUUGUAACGGAAAAAUUGAAACCUAGUGAAAUAAUAGUCCUUUCUUUAACUAAUAAAGCAGUCGAUAAUAUAAUAGAGAACCUUUUGAAGGUUUUUCAUAAAUACAAUGAUGGAAAGUACACAGAGGAUGAAGUUGAUGAGAUUAUUUCACAGAUCGGAAUAUAUACAAUACAUGGAUUGUCCAAUAGAAUUGUGACAGAGAAUAUCGGAAUUGUAAAUAUCAUUGAAGAAAAUGGAUGGCGUGGACUAGUAAAACUCGUCCCGAAAGAAUUUUGGACCAAGAACAAUAUUAAGUCUGCAAGUGAUCGUUUAAUCAUCAAAAAGCUUGAGAAUAUACUCACCAAGUAUCACAUAAAUAAGAAGGAUGAAGAUGGUACCAUUGAGAAACUUGCUGCCUUGAUGAAGCAAUCGAAUGUUUUAACUAAUGACGAUCUAAUAAAAAUCGCUUCCGAACUUUUAGAGAAUCCUGUAAACUCUGACAGUCAUUCUUUCACCAAUUUUGUAUUAAAUGACGCUAAAAUCAUCAUUAUAGAUGAGUUCCAAGAUUUACAUCCUGGUAUCUUCACGCUACUUGAAAAGGUGAUUGGUAAGAAACAACUUCUACUUUUUGGAGAUACCAAUCAAAGUAUAUAUGAAUUUUUGGGUAGUAACAAAGAAGUCAUGUCCCGUUUAGAAAAUAUGAGGCCGCCUCAUAUGAGGUAUACAAAAUUCAUAUAUGAUAAUUUUCGUUGUACCCCUGAAAUUACUACAGCUGCUAAUGAAGUUGUAAAACAAUCACUUCCAUUAGAUGCUAUUGAUUCUGCUGUUACUAAAGAUCCAUCAGGACUUAAACCUACACAGCUGGAACUGGAAGGGUUGUUAGACGAAAUGGACUUUUUAGUAAGCGAAAUUUGUCAACUAGUAUGCUCCUCUGCUAAACUAUCCGACAUUGGCAUUUUGACUAGAACAAAUGCACAUUCCCAAGCUGUAGUGGAACAUCUUUCAUCAUUUGGUAUACCUGUUCAGAAGCUAAACUCGCAGCCGGACUGGAUGUCCGAUCAAAGAAUUAGGUUUCUGAUAGAUAUCCUUCAACUUGUAACAUCUAUCACAGAAGAACUAGAUCAACCAAACGCCCUCCCAACGUCGAGUACAACAAAAAGCGAUUUCAGUGUUAUUGUAACUUUGGCGGCAAUAAAAGGAUUUGGUAGUAAAAUGCUUCGAGAUAUCCAUAGAGCUGCAAUAGCAUCAAAUUUAUCAAUAUGGCAGUAUCUUAACACUGUUCCAUCAAGCGAUUGGAAACUUCCGCCAAGUGCUACAAAAAAGGUACAAGAAUAUAUCGAAGUAAUAUCACCCCUAAUUGAUAACCCAUCAAUAUUGAGUGAAAAAGAGCCACAUGUCAUAGUCAAAAGAUGUUCUGAAGUGAUUUCUCAUUUAGAUAUUUCUGUCUUCUCAGAUAAAACAAUACCUGGAUAUAAGGCAUUCGAAGACAAUCUAAAAGAAUUUUAUUCAGUUAUGAAAAUAUCAAUCCUAUCAAAACCUAUAGACCAGUCGUUAACAUCUUGGUUUUUGCAAUCUUUCCAUGAUCAAAGCAUAAUAUACCAUACUCACCAAAAAAGUCAAGAACAACAGUUCAACUCUCUAGGAAGUGUUAAUGUUUCUACAAUCCACUCCUCGAAAGGCCUUGAAUUUCCCAUUGUGUUUGUCAUGGGUCGCCAUGACUAUGGAAAGUAUGACAUAGAAAAAAAAUUACUUUAUGUUGCUAUGACUAGAGCACGAAAUCAUCUUUACCUUGUUAAUGUUAAUAAUAAUGCUAUCAAAUCUUCUGAAAAUUAUAAUCGCUCUUUAAUGAAUAAUCAAAACUUCUGGGAUUACUAUAACAGAGAUAUGAAAAGGACAGUUGUUCUAUCCCCCGUUGAAAAUAUGAUGAAAUAUAAUCAUUUACAGUCCAAGUACGGACUAAUGGCAAGGAAUAUGCAUACAAUGGUUAAAGCUAUAAAAAGAAUAUGUAAAUAA
Molecule: messenger RNA, 2121 nt
Organism: Kluyveromyces marxianus DMKU3-1042
Lineage: Eukaryota; Fungi; Ascomycota; Saccharomycetes; Saccharomycetales; Saccharomycetaceae
Gene: HMI1
Product: ATP-dependent 3'-5' DNA helicase
Exons: 1
Coding region: 1-2121 (706 amino acids)
Biological process (GO): recombinational repair
Cellular component (GO): nucleus
Molecular function (GO): DNA binding; ATP binding; 3'-5' DNA helicase activity
Source: RefSeq, a predicted model, not a curated record